Archocentrus centrarchus (flier cichlid) is the source of this 7590-nucleotide messenger RNA. RefSeq names its product MET proto-oncogene, receptor tyrosine kinase (gene met). Lineage: Eukaryota; Metazoa; Chordata; Actinopteri; Cichliformes; Cichlidae. The record is from RefSeq and is a predicted model, not a curated record. Gene Ontology annotation, biological process: cell surface receptor protein tyrosine kinase signaling pathway; regulation of cell migration; protein phosphorylation. The coding region runs from base 232 to 4509 and encodes 1425 amino acids. Gene Ontology annotation, molecular function: transmembrane receptor protein tyrosine kinase activity; ATP binding; protein binding. Gene Ontology annotation, cellular component: semaphorin receptor complex; plasma membrane. The transcript has 21 exons.
UUUAGUCCCACACGUUUCAGCAGCAGCAGGUCCACGGGCUUGGCUCAAGGCAAAGUAUUUAAAAAUCGAUUGAAAAAAAACCCCAAACUUUUUACUGGGAGGAUAUUUCUUUCAGAAGCGAAAAGAAGACUCUCCGGUCGGAUUUAAUGAAAAAGUUGCAGUCUUCAGAGACUGUCCGGCGGAAUAUGAUUUGACUCAACAGGACGUGCCGCAUUGUUGCUCACUAACAGGAUGAAUCUCUGUUUGCUUCUUGCCAUCAUGCUGCUGUGGGCCAUGCGCUCCAGUGUGCAGGGCCAGUGCGAUAAAUCAUCAGAGGCAACCCAACUCAACCUCUCUGUCACCUAUGAGCUCCCAUCGUUUACUGCAGAUUUCCCAAUUCAGAACAUGGUGAUGUUGGAUGGGGUCAUCUAUGUCGGUGCCGUGAACAGAAUAUAUGCCCUGGCCCCGAACUUGACGAAGCUGUCAGAGUACCGCACAGGUCCACUGCUUGCCAACGAGACCUGCGGCCAGAAGCAGAGUGGAACGAGCAGCGGUGGAAGAGUGGACAACCAUAACAUUGCCUUAGUGGUGGAGAACAUUUAUGACAAGGGGUUGUACAGCUGUGGCUCAGCAGAUAACGGUGUUUGCCGUCGUCACGUCCUGGAUGAUGGCGCCAGCCCAAAAACCAUAGACGAAGAAGUCUACUGCUUUGCCAAUAAGGUGAGCCUAGGCACAGGGCAACCCAUAGACUCAGAUGUUGUAGUCAGCCCUUCAGGCUCCCAAGUGCUGAAUGUGGAGAGCAACGUCAUCAAAUUUUUUGUUGGGAACUCAGAAAUUCCUGGCAGAGGAAACAUCUCAGGCAGUGCAAAACACCUACACACCAUUUCUCUGCGGAAAAUGAAGACAAGCCAAAAUGGUUUCACUUUCUUCUCUAACACGUCAUACAUGGACCUGAUUCCAUCUCUACGUGGAAAUUACUAUCUGCGCUACGUUUACUCCUUCCACAGUGGACCCUUCACCUACUUCCUCACUGUGCAGCGGGUGAGCAAGGACUCUCAGGCCUACCACUCCCGCAUAGUCCGCAUGUGCUCCACAGACUUUGUGAUUCGUCGCUAUGUGGAAAUGCCCCUUGAAUGCAUCAGCACCGACAAGCGGCGGCGGCGCUCUGUGAAAGAUGUGAAGGUGUUCAAUAUCUUGCAGGCAGCCUAUGUCACUAAGGCGGGAAUUGACCCAGAACUCCAGAAGCAAGUGAAGGUGGAAGAGGGCGAUGACGUGCUGUUUGCUGCUUUUGCUCAAGGAAAGCCAAACUCUCCAGAACCGACCCCUAAUUCAGCUGUUUGCGUGAUGUCCCUUAAACACAUCAACAACAUGUUCAAGGCCUAUAUGGACAGGUGCAAUACCGUAGACCCAUAUCACUUCACUGGUUCAGACAAGAAGUCCUGCUACAAUGUGACUUCAUCUGAUGACUGCGACCCUCAUGAAGGAAUCCACGAAGGAAAAGAGAGCACGUAUCGUCUGCAGGUGACCCAGUUUGUCCAGAGGUUAGAGUACUGGCACAAAGACUUAACAAACACCUUGGUGACCUCAAUUACCGUGGCGCCCGUCCACGGCCGUGCUGUGGUAUACCUAGGAACCAUUGAUGGACGUCAAAUACAGGUUCUGUUCUCCCGUUUUGCCUCUCCCCAUGUCAACAUCCACCUGGACUCAAGACCCGUCAUUUCUAGCGUAGCACUUCUGGAUGCUGACCACCCGGAUGGAGCCAUUCUAAUGGCCACAGGAAACAAGAUCACUAAGGUCCCUCUAAUUGGCCCUGGCUGUGGUCAGCUGACCACCUGCACUUCGUGGUUGUUGUCAUCAAGAGUGACAGAAUGUGGCUGGUGUGAUGGACGCUGCACAAGAGCAACCGAGUGCCCCUCCUCCUCCAUCUGGACCCAGGACUACUGCACACCUGUUAUCACUGAGUUUUAUCCAAAAUCUGGACCAGUACGAGGCUCUACUGUAGUGACAAUUUGCGGCCGCAACUUUGGAUUCGACAAGACAGAGAACUUCAAGGCUUCUGUGGUAACCGUGGAGGUGGCAGGAGCUUCCUGCAAACUGCCCAGACAAGAAAACACCAACAGGUGGACUGAGAUGCACUGUUCCCCGGUGUUUAAUGGAAACUUCACCCCAUCAGGAGAUGCUGUGAAGGUCACCAGUGGCCACAAGGUGGCCAAGAUGGGGAAAUUCACUUUUGUGGACCCUGUGAUCCAUGAAAUCUUCCCAACAUUUGGGCCAAAGUCAGGAAACACCAUGCUGACCAUUAGAGGAGAAUUCCUGAAUACAGGAAACAAGCAAGAGGUGACUGUGGGGAAGGUGGCCUGCAAGAUUGAGAGCGUGUCCUCCACCAUGCUGACAUGUAAGACGCCUCCACACGCCGUUCACUCGAAGCAAACUGUGAAGCUGACAGUAGAUUCGGUGGAGCGCCGCGCCCCUGUGCUCUUCACCUACAACCCUGACCCGAUCAUCAACAACAUCCAGCCCUCACGCUCCUUUGUGAGCGGAGGCUGCACAGUGUCGGCUAAUGGUUUAUUCCUCCAAUCCGGCCUUCAGCCCCAGAUGGUUCUCAGCACUGGUCAGGAUAAGGAGCUCUUCCAGGUGAGCUGUGUGUAUGGUGAAAACCGGACCUCCAUCCAGUGCACGACACCCUCUCUAGCCAAACUGCAUCUGCAACCACCAGUGGUCACCAAGGUGGCAUUUGUCCUGGACGGCUAUUCAACUGAUUGCUGGGAUCUGAUCUAUGUGGAAGACCCACUGUUCCAAGACCCAAAGCUCACUUCCAAAGACAACAAGAGCAUCGUGGAGCUCAAGGGCGAUAGGAUGGACAGGGAAGCAAUGAAGUGUCAGGUCCUCACCGUUUCCAACCACAGCUGUGAGAGUCUGACUCUAGUAGGGAACACUCUGGAGUGCAUCGUACCAACUGAGCUGCAGGCUGCCACUGCCAAGGAGCUGCAGGUGGAGUGGCGUCAGGCAGACUCCAUCAGACAUCUUGGCAAGGUGACGCUGGCACAGGAGCAGGACUACACGGGCCUCAUCGUGGGCUGCGUGUCUUUCAGCCUGCUGUUGCUGUUGCUGGGAAUGGUGCUGAUGUGGAGGAAGAACAAGCACAUCGAUGAUCUGUCUGAGGUGUGGUAUGAUGGCCGGGGUCACAUCCAGCAUCUGGACAGGCUGGCUAAUGCAAGGAGCAUCAGCCCCACUAACGAAAUGGUGUCCCACGAGUCAGUCGACUAUAGAACAACCCUGCUGGAGGAUCAGGGCAUCGACAGGCCCGAGACAUGCCGGGCAGCUCCUGUUAUCUAUGGGGGCAACGGGGAGCUGCUGUCUCCCAGACUGGGGGCCUUAGGAGGUGGGAUAGGGAUAGGGAUGGGGAUGGGGAUGGGGAUGGCAAUGGAAGGUGAGUUGGUAUCACCCCUGCUGAUGGCGCCUGUUCACAUCGACCCAUCCUGCCUCCACCCAGACCUACUGACUGAGAUGCAGCACGUGGUGAUCGCCAGGGAGCGGCUGCUUCUCCAUCUCAACCAGGUCAUCGGCAGAGGCCACUUCGGCUGUGUUUUCCACGGGACGCUGCUUGAGUCAGACGGGCAGAAGCUGCACUGUGCUGUUAAGUCUCUGAAUCGCAUCACAGACUUGGAAGAAGUGUCUCAGUUCCUGAAAGAGGGGAUCAUCAUGAAGGACUUCAGCCACCCCAACGUUCUCUCCCUGAUGGGUAUCUGUCUUCCGCCAGAGGGCUCACCGCUGGUGGUUCUGCCCUAUAUGAAACACGGUGACCUGCGCAACUUCAUCCGUGAUGAGGGGCAUAAUCCAACAGUUAAGGACCUGAUGGGUUUUGGGCUGCAGGUGGCCAGAGGAAUGGAGUAUCUGGCCAGCAAGAAGUUUGUCCACCGAGACCUGGCUGCCAGGAACUGCAUGCUGGAUGAGAGCUACACAGUGAAGGUGGCAGACUUCGGCCUGGCUAGAGAUGUUUAUGACAAAGAAUAUUACAGCGUCCACAACAAGAGUGGAGUCAAGUUGCCUGUCAAAUGGAUGGCUCUGGAGAGUCUGCAGACGCACAAAUUUACCACCAAGUCAGACGUGUGGUCUUUUGGCGUGUUGCUGUGGGAACUCAUGACCCGUGGAGCCCCGCCGUAUUCCGAUGUGAACUCCUUUGACAUCACCGUGUUCCUCCUGCAGGGGAGGAGGCUGCUGCAGCCCGAGUUCUGCCCUGAUGCCCUCUACACGGUGAUGAUCGAGUGCUGGCACCCAAAGCCAGAACGACGGCCCUCAUUCUCUGAGCUGGUGUCUCGCAUCUCUGCCAUCUUCUCCAGCUUCAGUGGCGAGCACUACGUCCUGCUCAACACCACGUACGUCAACAUAGACAAGAUGAGCCCCUACCCCUCCCUCCUCGCCUCCACCGCUUCCUCCUCCUCAUCUUCCUCUUCCGAGCCCUCCACCUCCACAUCCCUGCCAUCCCACUCCCCGCUCUUUUGUCACGUUGAGCGAGACUGCUGCACCUGAAAAAAGGAAAAGGGAGCAGGUUAUAGAAGAGACUCAGAAAGAGAGAAGAAGCAAGGAAGAAAAGGUGAGGUGAUGAAGACUCUGUUUGAGAACUACUGUAUGUAUUUGCCAAACACUGGACACUGCAUGCUGAGGAAAAACAGACCUUUCACUCACUGUAUAUAGAUUAUGGACUUUUGCUGUUCUCAAGCAUUGCCAAAUGACAGGAGCCUCCAUGAACUUUAAGGCUGACCUUAUAAACGUUUGUCAAUCAUUGUGACCUUUCAUUGACCCCGAGGAGCGUGAGGUUGGACUUCCUCCAUCAUGUACAAGACAAUUACGAGGCAUAGAACGCCUCCUCGAAGUUUUCCAGCAGACAAAACUGCCAUCACAGAAGCACAUCUCAGUGACUGAUGCCACUGAGCCCACACACAAAAAAGGAUCACUUUCUACUCCUCUCUGGGUGGCAUGUGCUUCAGUAUGUGGAUGGGGCUCAGACCUUCACCAAGUCUGUAAUGUGAAUGAGUGACAAAUGGCCAUGUAGUCAUGUUGUAUAAAAAAGAAAAAAAAAAAUCACACCUCCACAAACCAUAAAGACGACUACAUGUCACCUGAGAUACAAUGUAGCCUGCUAUGAUGGAUUUUGUUGCCUCAGGUGAGUAACCUGAGGCAUGCUGGAGGUUGAUGGCAGUGUGUAGGUGUACAGGUGGGAUGUAUACAAAUUGUGUUGCCUGUGUGCAGAUCACUGGAUGCUUUAUUUGUAUAAUUAUAUUUGAUGUUCUUGAGGAAAGUCUCAGUGUGGCUCACCUGUGGGAAUCCCCAGUUGUUUCUGGGGGUACAAUAAAGGCCUUUUAUUUUCAACUUGAAAGUCUCAAUUGUAUAUGUCAAAAAAAAAAAUGCAGCUCACUUUGAUGUUUUCUUGGAAAUAAGAUGGACAACAAAUAAGAACCAUGCAUGUCCAGGGAUUUUUGUUGCUGUUGGUUAAAGACCAGUCCAAGUUGCUUGCUGUAUGUCGAGUCUGCAUCUGUCUUGUGUGACUCCAAUUGUACUGACAGAAAAUAUGGUGUACCUGAUAAAAUGGGCUUGCAGCCACAGGGUGUUUAAACCACAUUUGGUUAAUUUAACCAAAGCUCAUUUUUUUAUUCCUUAAGUUACCUUUGGAUGCUUUUUUGUCUUUGUUGUACUCUUACUAAUCUCAAGUACAGCACUUCAAAGGGCCCCUGUGUUCAUCUGACAUCAAAACAGGAUUGUAAUUUUAUCUGACUGUAAGUGACCGCUGCGCAUUACUGAAUCUUUAUGACAACUGUGCAGUCAUGAUAAAGAGUAUUUUGAUUUUUAAAGACCCUACCUGUGUGUUUGAAAAAAUGUUUUGCCUCUUAACUACAAAUGAUUUACACUUUUUACAUUUUGGGAAGAAUGUGACACAGUUUUAGAUUUUUUUCCCACCAUUUACUUCCAUUAAUUUCAGCACAAUACAAAAAUUAGAGCCACACCAAUAUAUUGGUUGACUGAUAUUAUAAGCCAAUAUUAGCUUAUUACCAACAUAUUAGUAUUGCUAUAUAUAUAUAAUUCAGUGAGAGCUUUUCAUCAUGCAAGAAACAAUACUUGAGGUAUUGUAGAAAUUGUAUCAUCACAGUUUAUUCUGGAAACCAUCUCUGACUAUUUGCAAUCUUCUCAGCACUGUUUGCAGGACAUGUAGCAGAGUAGCAUCACAGCUGAGGAAACGUGGGCUUUUGUCUCUUUGCAGGAAGUUUCUAACUAAUUUGGUAAAUACACUGAUGAGAGGUUGACAUGACUUGGUAUAUGUUUUAGCAUUCUGUAGGUAUGUACCUAAAGAAUGUGUAGGCCAAACACACACAUCCAAUAAUGAAAGGAUGCAGGAACAAAAAUAGUUACAAUAAAAGAAGAAAGUCUGCACACCAGAGUGCUCCUGGGACAAAAAUUUAAUCCAAAAGGACCUUCAAACAGUAGUAACGUUUGGGGCCACAAUGCCCUUCUUCAGACUAUCUAAAGAAUAUCAGCAUUGAACAUUGCUACCUGCCCCAAGUCUCCAGAAUCAAUGAGGCAAAAAAAAAAAAGAUUUUGUUUGAAAGAUUGUGUAACCCAUCACAGUGACAUUCAGUCUACAUUAAGCUUUGCCAGUGUCACUUUAAUGCAGUCAAAUUGCAAAAACUAUUUUAAAUUAUGUUCUGCUUUAAUGUGCCGGUUGGUUAAAAGUAAUAUACUGUAGGUUAUGAAAUGUAUUCAUAAAUGUGUAAAAAUAAAUCAAAAUCAGUAUAUCAAUUUGCUGUUGUAAUCCACUAAUAAGAUCCUGAAUUAAAGUUUUCUACUUGUGAUGACUGUAAAUCAUUUUCUGUGUACUACACUCAAAUAUACAACUCAAUGAAGUUUUUAGAGUUGGAGUUUUACACUGUGCUGAAAUUAAUGAGAUUAAAUGGUUCCCUGACAAAAAAAAAACAAAGCAGAUUUUCAGAAAUGCAGCAGUUGGAUUUAUAAAUUGGUGAGCUGUCACUUAAAGUAACCACAAUUUGUCACCAGUGGGCUAAAACUUGUAAAUCACUCAUAGUGUCCCUUUCAACUUUGCUAUAUGUAGCAAAUUGUGUUUUUCUUUUGUUUGUUCAUUUGUUUGUUUUUCGGCUGCUGAUAUGAUUUGGCCAUUAAUGGACAGUUAUGAAUGUUUGCUAUGACAAGAAAAUUGCUGUACUAUAUUUUUGUAUUGAUGAGCCUCUUCUUCACUGGGUUGAUCAGUGUUGAGUGAAUCAUGCCGCAAGCAAUUAAUAAAACCACUUCUAUUUGAACCACUACCAACCAGAGACAGAAACGUAGGGAUUUGUGUGGGUCUGUGUGGAUCCUCGUUUAGCUUCUGAUCAUUACUGGGAAAUCAAUGUGAAAACAAUCUAAGAUGCAGAACAAACUGGAGACGCCUCACAAAACUCAGACUGCUGUCUCUUUGAUCAUGUGAUUCUCUGAUGCUUUGUACAUUCUUAACACUGUGUGUGUGUGUGUGUGUGUGUGCGUGUGUGUGUGUGUGUGUGUGUGUUUGUUUGUUGUCUAUAAAAAAAAAUCCUGAAGGUACAUGUUCCCGUGUAAUGUCAUAUGAAC